Homalodisca vitripennis (glassy-winged sharpshooter) is the source of this 495-nucleotide messenger RNA. RefSeq lists its product as uncharacterized. NCBI's taxonomy places the organism in Eukaryota, Metazoa, Arthropoda, Insecta, Hemiptera, Cicadellidae. The record is from RefSeq and is a predicted model, not a curated record. Bases 1 to 495 code for a protein of 164 amino acids. The transcript has 2 exons.
AUGGUCGUCCUGACUCGUCAAAAAUGGUUCCCAAAACCAUUCACUUUAGACGUGGGAGGCACAACGUUGACGACAGCAAGGGCUCUGCCCGUACUGGUAAUAGCAGGAGCCACACCGAUUGAUUUGUUAGAAUUUGAAAGAGUGAAACUCUACGAUGCUAAAAGGAAUGGUGACAACUCCAAGGAGGCAAGAAGGAGGAUAAAGGCGGAAACGCUACAGGAGUGGCAAGAUCGGUGGACAUCGGGAGAGACGGGCAGAUGGACGGCACGGCUGAUACCGGACAUCAACGUCUGGCUCUCUCGGAAGCACGGAAAAACGGACUUUUUCCUGACACAGUACUUGACGGGCCACGGCCAGUUCAACGACUACCUCUUCAGGAUGAGACUACAUGACAAGCCAACGUGCAAAUAUUGCCUGGACAAAAUCGACGACGCCGAACACACGUUCUUCGAGUGUGCUCGGUGGAAGGACUACAGAAGCAGCGCCGAAAGAUAA